Messenger RNA from Beauveria bassiana ARSEF 2860, 330 nucleotides. RefSeq lists its product as uncharacterized. The record is from RefSeq and is a predicted model, not a curated record. Lineage: Eukaryota; Fungi; Ascomycota; Sordariomycetes; Hypocreales; Cordycipitaceae. Bases 1 to 330 code for a protein of 109 amino acids. The transcript is spliced from 2 exons.
AUGCUCAAAGCUGACCUCCAACAUCAUUACAAUGAUGUGGUUAACUUGGCAAAGACAUCGUCCAUGAUGACACAAUUGCUUUCUGCGAUACUGCAAAGUCGAGCGAACGAGAAGCUGCAGGCUACCGUAUCUGUCAUGCACACUAGCAUCGUCAGCCUGCAGCUGCAAUCUCAACAGACCUGCCAGGACACGGCUAAUUUACUGAAGCUCUCCGGUGAUGGUCUCAAAGAUGCUGCCAUCGCCAAGAUCCUUGCUCAGACAGCAACUAUGUUCCUUCCAGCAUCACUCAUGGCCGUCAGUGCAUCUAAAUAUUACCACGUGGAGGUUUAA